ACACGUGCGGCACGUGCAACAAGUUGUUGUUUGUAUCCGGUUGUUAGUUCCGGUUGCCCAGGCAACGUGGUUACCCCAACAACGAUUUUUGUUGUUGGCCACAGAAAGAAAAAUCGAUAUUAGAAAUUAAUUUUGUAAGACGUAGAAACUUGGUAGACGUUCCCGGAAAAAUGCAGUUAAAAUUCAUGAAAUCCAUAGUUGAAGCCCAGGACUAUCUGUAUCGAGUGGCGGGCAUGUGCUGGUCCCCGAAUAACCAGAAACUGGCAGUGGCGACCGCCGAUCGUACAAUUUUGCUGUUCGAUGAAAACGGGGAACGGCGGGAUAAAUUUUCGACCAAACCGGGGGAUCCUAAUGCCGGAAAAAGUUCUUACGUUAUUCGAGGGAUUGCUUUUAGUCCGGAUUCGAAUCGGCUGGCAGUAGCUCAAAGUGACAACAUUGUGUACGUUUAUAAACUGGGUGAAUCUUGGAAUGAGAAAAAGGUCAUCUGUAAUAAGUUUCCGCAGGGAGCGGCCGUAACGUGUGUAACUUGGUUGGCAGGAGGACUGAUCAUCGCUGGCUUGGAGGACGGGAAAGUACGGUCGUUACACUGCAAGAACAACAAAUCGAAAACUCUAUAUGGGGCAGAGAGCUUGGUGGUUGCCUUGGCGCCCAACUGUAGAGGAACUGGACUUUUGUCUGGUCAUGAAGAUGGUUCGGUUAUCAAGUUCUACAUAAUAGAGGAACCAGGGGAGUCUUCCGGAAGGAUCUUACAGCAUCCGGUGGCUCCGGUAUCAUUAGCAUGGCCUCAAAGUGGAAUAUUUGUCAGUGGAUGUGACAAGAAGAUUUGUUUCUAUGAUACUCUUGGACGUUUAACGCGCACUUUCGAUUACACUCGUGAUGAUUUGGAACGAGAAUUCACUGUAGCGGCUUCAAGUCCAAAUGGCCAAGCCGUUGCCGUUGGAAGCUUUGAUCGUAUCAGAAUCUUCUCUUGGAGUCCUCGUCAGAAUACCUGGACUGAAGCUCUGUGCAAAAGUAUCCCAAAUCUCUAUACAGUUACCGCCCUAGCUUGGAGAAAAGAUGGAUCUCGAUUAACUGUGGGAUCACUUUGUGGAGCAGUAUUAGGUUACGAAUCGGUGCUUCGGCGAACCAUCUGGCAAGACAAGUUCGAGCUGACCUUUGUAGCCCCAAGUCAAGUGUUACUCAAAUCUCUCCACGAGCCGUUUCACACUAUGAUAGUGGAAUCUCAGCUAGGUCUGGAAAUCGACGAUGUUCGGAUCAUGGGCAAAGACAACUAUUUGGUGGGUCGAACCGAAGACUCCCUAAUACUGUGUGAUCUCAUCCGAGCUCUAACAAGUGAGAUCCCUUGGAUUGCAACCGGUCGCCAUGAGCGAUUUUACUUCGAGAAUCCAACUGUGGCCUUAAUUUUCAACGCAGGAGAACUCUCGUUGGUUGAGUAUGGAGAAAAUUUCAUUCUCGGCUCAGUGAGAACAGAAUUUGUCAAUCCUCACGUUAUAUCUGUCCGUCUCAACGAACGUGGGAACUCAAAAAACAACAAGAAACUUGCCUACCUGUUAGACAUGAAAACAGUAUGCGUUGUAGAUCUCAUGUUGCAAUCAACCAUAUCGCAAAUAACUCACGAUUCCAAGAUCGAUUGGCUUGAGCUGAGCGAAACUGGACAUAAACUUUUGUUUCGCGAUAAGAAAAUGAGACUAUUACUGGUGGAUAUUGCUACAGGUAAGAAGCAAACCCUGCUAGCUAAAGUUGCUUUUGUCCAGUGGGUCCCUUCUAGUGAUGUUGCCAUAGCUCAGAGCGACUCCAACUUAGCUAUCUGGUACAACAUUGACUUACCGGAACACGUGACCAUUCUUCCGGUACGGGGUGACGUAUUCGAUGUGAUACGGGAGGAAGGAAAAACAGAAGUUCAUACCCGAGAAGGCGCAUCAGAGCAUGUUUAUCAUUUGGACGAAGGAUUGGUGGAAUUCGGAACGGCCGUCAAUGACAGUGACUUCGGUAGGGCUAUCUUCUACCUUGAAUCAUUGGGGGAUACUCCUGCUGCCAAGGCAAUGUGGCAUAAUUUGGCUUCGAUUGCGCUAGCUCAACAGAAUUUGUGGGUAGCGCAGAGGUGCUAUGCAGCAUUGGAGAAUGCUUCCAAGACCUUCUACAUCGGAGAGAUGAUAAAAAUAGCUGAGAAGUACGAAGAGACCACUAGUAGUCCGGGAAUGACUUGCCCGGAGGUAAGAGCACGGAUGGCCUUACUAGGAGGGGAUUUGAGAUCAGCCGAACGCAUCUACAUCGAACAGGGUGACAUUGAAGCGGCCUUGGAUAUGUACAAGAAGCUGCGACGUUGGGAUGACGCCAUCAAACUGGCCGAACGUAGGGGCUAUCAUGGGCUAACCGAGCUGAAAGAACAGCAAAUGGAGUAUCUGCUAAACACCAACCAAGAGGAGAGAGCGGGUGAAGUGCUGGAGGAACGUGGAGAAAAAGACAAAGCGAUGACGUUGUACAUGAAGGCAAACAAACCUGUAAAGGCGGUAAAGUUGGCUCUGAAAACACCACAUCUGCUGUCAAAUGAGAACAUAGUGACACGCAUUUCCGCAUCGCUGGUAAAGGCUGAACUGUUUGAACUGGCAGCGGAACUAGCUCAUCGUAUCGGGCAGCAAGAAACUGCAAUUGGGUUGUAUCGUAAGGGAGGAGCUUAUGCACGGGCUAUUGAUUUGGCGCGGUUUGUUUCACCGGAUGAAGUUACCAGUUUGGAAGAGGAAUGGGGCGAUUGGUUAGUAUCGAAAAGGCAGUUGGAUGCAUCGAUUAGUCAUUAUAUUGAAGCAGGUUGCACUGUUAAAGCUUUGGAAGCAGCAGUCGGUGCAAAACAGUGGAGGAAAGCGGUGCAAAUAGCUAAAGUUGUUGAUGAUCCAGAGGAAAUACGGAAGUAUGCCGUUGAGCUAGCAGAGCAUUUGUGUUUGAUUGGAGAUGUGAAGACAGCAGAAGAGUUAUUAAUUCGGGCUGAAAUGUUCAAAGAGGCUGUGAAUCUUUUGAAUAAACAUGGCCAAUGGGAAAAGGCGUACGACAUUGCAGAGCAGUUUUUGGAUGUUGGUGAGGUACAUGACUUGUUCAUUGAGCUAGCUAAAGGUUUGGAAAAAGAAGGUAAGUACAGAGAUGCAGAAAAGGUGUUGCUGACUGUCAAUGAACCAGACAUUGCUAUAAACAUGUAUAAGGAGCAGGAGAUGUAUGAUUCAAUGAUCAGGCUAGUUGAGCGUUACCACAAGAAUUUGUUGGAGCAAACCCAUUCGUCGUUGGCCAGGCAGUUGGAAAGCAAAGGUCGUUUAAAGAACGCCGAGGUUCACUUUUUAGCUGCUGGCGAUUGGAAAUCUGCCGUUCAUAUGUACUGCAGUGCUAAUAAGUGGGAAGACGCGCAUCGUGUAGCGAAACAAAAGGGAGGAGAUGGAGCUUCGAAUCAAGUUGCUUUUAUGUGGGCAAAAUCAUUACCGAUUGAGGGAGCUGCUAGGUUACUGACUAAAAUGAAUUUAAUUGACAAUUCCAUAGCUUACGCUUGUGAAGCUGGGCAGUUCGACUUUGCACUAGAUUUAUGCAAAGCAAGUGGCAAGUCAUCAGAUGAAGUUCAUUUGAAAAUUGCCAUGGCUUUAGAGGAUGACGGAAAGUUCACUGAGGCGGAGGCUGAAUUUCUUCUCGCAAACAAACCCAAAGAAGCGAUCAUGAUGCACACUCAUAGCGGAGAUUGGAAAUCUGCUUUGCGUGUGGCUGAACAGUAUUUACCGGAAGCUACGAAAGAAGUGCUUCUAAGUCAAGCUGCUUCUGCAUUGGAAUCCAGGAAUUAUCCUGAAUAUGAAGCGCUCAUGAUAAGAGCCGAUAGACUUGAUUUGAUUCUAGAGCAUUACAAAGAGUAUAAUAUGCUCACUGAAGCAUUGCGGAUUGCUAAAGAGUAUGUUCCUUCUGCUUUGCCAGAGAUACAGAAACUUUACGCAAAAGUAAAUCGGGGAAGUGGAUCAAACGAUUCACGGUAUUUGCUACAGAAAGUAUCUGAAUUCGCUAGAGCUGAAGAAUUCAAAAAAGCAGCCGAAUGUUUGUUACAAAUCAAUGAAACCAAUGCUGAUGAGGCCACCAUCGGCCGUGCUCUUCUUCGAGCAGCUGAGAUUUGUAAUCAAUUUUUGGAGGGGCCUGAUGCCAUGGAAAUAGCACGAGAGCUAGGUCCCCGAUUGAUUGAUAUUAACCAGAUUGGACCAGCUGCUCAGUUGUAUCUGGCUGCAGAGUUGCCACGAGAGGCUGUUGACGUAUUUAUCAAAACCGAUAACUGGAACAAAGCUCGGCGACUGGCUAAAGAAAUCGAUCCUCAGCUGGUCGCAUACGUUGAGGCGCAACAGAAAUCUCGCUUGAGAAACCAAGGAAACGUGGAACAGUUAGCAGACAUUGACAUCGUGGGAGCGCUGGAUCUGCUAGCUGAGCAAGGUCAAUGGACUCGUUGUAUAGAGAAAGCUAAGCAACACAGCGUUCCGGUUUUACAGAAAUAUCUUGCCCAAUACUCGGCUCAACUAAUCCGUGAUGGAGACUGCGUGGCAGCUUUGAACCUGUAUCUGGAACAUGGAGUACCGCCUGUAGCUCAGAAUUUCAACAUAUACAACCGGAUUGCGUUGGAGUGUUUUGCUCUGCGAGAGCCUGACGGAAUUCAUGUAUGGAAGAAUCUUCGUAACUUCCUCUUGAACUUGGUUCAAGCAUUGCGUGGCUCUGAUCAAGCAGAUGCAGAUACGAGCGAUCGUUUUGAGCAGUUGCUGAUGAUAGCACACUACUAUAGCACCAGGGCAGCCUGUCGUCAAGCACCCGCUUUGCAAUCGAUUGCUGUCAAAAUAUCCGUUGCAAUUCUGCGCCACACGGACAUCAUUCCAUGUGACAAGGGCUACUACGAAGCGGGAAUGGAUCUACGCGGAUUGGGUCGAGAGUCGGAGGCAUUUGUUAUCCUGAACCAUUACCUGGAUGUAUGCGAAGCGAUCGAAGAAGGUUCCGGCAACCUGGUUGAUCAUUCUGACCUCUCAUCCACGGAUUUCCCCAGUUCGGUCCCGAUUCCGGCGGAGCUGCAUCUGAGAAAUGAACUCAACUUGCACGAGGAAAUCCGUGAGUGGGUGUUGGCUGUGAGCAUGGAUCAGAAGGUGGACCAGGUACUGCCUACCGAUGAUCGUAAUUUGUUCGAGUCAAGUUUGGGUAUUUCGGAUCAGGCAUGUCUGGUCAGUGGUUAUCCGGUAAUGGGUCGGCAGCCAGUGAUUUUCCAACGUACUCAUCGUCUCGCUAAUCGUGAUGCCUGGAGCAAACUGACCGUUGCCGCCAGGAUGGCUCCACAGACGGAUAUCCCCAAUGUUAUUGAGUUUAUUGAAAAAUGGUGUGGACCGGCUAAUUUCUUGUCCGGGUAGUUGACUAAGCGAUAAAUUUUUUUUUUUUCAAAAUAUGUUUUGAUCUCAGUAUUUAAGCUUUCUCAUAAAUAAAUGGU
Messenger RNA from Uranotaenia lowii, 5470 nucleotides. RefSeq names its product intraflagellar transport protein 172 homolog (gene Oseg2). Gene Ontology annotation, molecular function: protein binding. Gene Ontology annotation, biological process: intraciliary transport. Lineage: Eukaryota; Metazoa; Arthropoda; Insecta; Diptera; Culicidae. The record is from RefSeq and is a predicted model, not a curated record. Bases 171 to 5393 code for a protein of 1740 amino acids. The transcript has 3 exons. Gene Ontology annotation, cellular component: axoneme; ciliary basal body; intraciliary transport particle B.